UAAAAUAACCACCACAUUAUGCAGCAGCAGUCUCGUUUUGAUCAAUCUAGCACUGCUACUGGUGUGCGYGGUUGCUGAUCCAUUAGUGUUAGAAAGCAAGAAACUAUGCAACCAAUGUUCCAUAUGUGAUCAUAACACCAAAACAUGUCCACCAAGUGAGGCCUACCCCCAUAUGACCGCCUUUGACGACACGCUCAUCGCCGGUGCAUUGCAAUCCGACUACGUUAACGCAAGCGAUAGAGGCGUUUACUCAGUGCCCAACAUUCUGGGUGGUACUAGUGACUCCAAUGCCUAUUUUGGAUGGAAAUCUACCUCYGGCUCUGCUUCCGGAUUUCAUAGGUUCAGUAACUACAUGGAUAAAUGCUCAAAAGGACAAAACUACCUCACUGUCAACAAGCACGGCAAAGUGAGCCUUGAAUCCUUGACCUCUUUAGAAAGCUUAGCCUUUGCAGAUUGGAAAUCAAUCAACCCACCAAAGCACCUGAACCAUCGGGAGUUCAGAUUUUGGCUCUCUCGUGGCACUGGAAAAUGCCUCACGGUGUUUGGAGGGAAUACAAAGAAGCGGACAMUAGGCGUGGCCGACUGCAAGUUUGAUGGGGCAAAUAAGGGUCAACUAUUUGCGUUUCGCUUCCAUUAUCACAAUUCCUUUUGCUGUUGUGGUCGCUACAACAACUAAGUCUCUUCAAAAUGACAAAAGAAAGAGUUGAUAAUCUUUGUU
Molecule: messenger RNA, 718 nt
Organism: Cynara cardunculus var. scolymus (artichoke)
Lineage: Eukaryota; Viridiplantae; Streptophyta; Magnoliopsida; Asterales; Asteraceae
Exons: 2
Coding region: 173-676 (167 amino acids)
Source: RefSeq, a predicted model, not a curated record